Molecule: messenger RNA, 1040 nt
Organism: Styela clava
Lineage: Eukaryota; Metazoa; Chordata; Ascidiacea; Stolidobranchia; Styelidae
Source: RefSeq, a predicted model, not a curated record
UUAUUUUAGAUAUUCUUGUUUAACUAUGGAAAAAUAUAUCGUGAUCAUAGAAUCCACCGGACCCUUAUUUCCCUGCCUCAUCUGUGAUGUUAACUUUUCAUCAGGGCCUGCCUUGGAAAAGCAUAUGUUUUCACACAUUCACACUAAAAAUUAUCUUGGAACUAGACAUUUGAACAGACAUGCAACUGACAACAUACUGGAAACUAGUCAGCCUACAGACUCUGACAAUAUCACAAGCAAAUCUUUCUUACAAACUAGUGGUGGAGAGAAACCUGAUGUUCUUGGACGAGAAUGUGGAUGUGAUGAAGCUGGAAAAUCUGAAAAUUGUGGACAAAUUGGCAGGAAGUUGGACACCCUAUUAUCACAUGUUCAUACUGAUAAUGUAAAGCCAGUGCCAAAUUCACCAACCAACCGUGGAGAUGAACGAUUUAUUUGUCCACAGUGUGGAAAGAAGUGUGGAAGUGGAUAUCGAUUAAAUGUGCAUAUGAGGACUCAUACUGGGGAAAAACCUUAUAUCUGUAGUAAAUGUGAAAAGGGUUUUUCACAAUUAUCCAGUUUACAACGGCAUGAACGAACUCAUACUGGAGUAAAACCUUAUGCCUGUACACAAUGUGAAAGAAGUUUUUCAGAUUUAUCGAAUUUACAUGCGCACGAGCGAACUCAUAUAGGAGAGAAACCUUUUAUUUGUAAAGAAUGUGGAAAAUGUUAUUCACGAUUAACUCAUUUAAAUAGACAUGAGCAAACUCAUACAAAGACCAACCAUGGAGAUGAACGAUUCAUUUGCCCGAAGUGUGGAAUAAACUUGGAAAGGGGAUAUAAAUUACAUGUGCAUAUGAGGACUCAUCAUACUGGGGUGAAACCUUAUAUUUGUGAACAAUGUGAAAAGUGUUUUUUCACAUUUAUGUAGUUUACGACGGCAUGAACGAACUCAUACUGGAGUAAAACCUUAUGCCUGUACACAAUGUGAAAAGAGUUUUUCAGAUUUAUCAAAUUUACGUGCACAUGAGCUAACUCAUACAGGUGAGAAACCUUUUGCAUAA